CUCAGUCAGGCUCUAACAACUGAAGCGGCCACAUCGCGUUAGCCCUAGAAAAAAAAAAUAUAUAUACGCACAUAUAUAUAUCAAAAUCCAUAUAUAGUUCUGUGUGUGUUUAAGAUUAAAACUGUAUUGUUACAAAAUGUGGCGCUUGCUGGUGGCUCUUGUCAUGAUGAAUGCGGUGUGUUGCCAAUCGGAACUAUUUCGGGAUGACAUUAGGACUCCGGAAGCAAUGGCCCAUAUAGAUAGACUAAUCCAGCAAAGUCAGCAGACUCAAAGGCAACAGCAGUCGCAAUCGCAAUUUAUCCAGCCAGUUCCCCUGCCGAGUUUGCCGGCCCUGCAAUCGCCCGGCCUUGUGAAUAGCCUUGCCACCCAAGUCGACCCUGUGGUGACUCGAAAAUCGGGAAGUUCCAUCAAGCAGCCGGUUCCGGCUGCCUAUUCCACCCACGUGGACCUGCCCACUUCCGAUCUUAUUGCGCAAAGUGUGCUACAUUUUGCAAACACUUUGGGACAGCACCUGGGUAAUGGCAAUAAGAAAACGAUAAUCUUCUCGCCCUUGAGUAUUGUCAACUCGCUGGCUCUGCUACUGCUGGGCGCCAAGGGUCGCAGUUACGAGGAGCUAUCCACGGUCUUUGGAAUAUCGGACACCGUCAAGCUGCACGAGCAGUUCGGUCUGAUGCUUAAGGAGCUGAAGCAGAACACCAUAGAGGGUAUCUCCCCAGUACGACCACUCACCAAUUGGCGAGUCAACAGCCCGAUGAGAACGAAUCGACGGGCCCAGCGACCUGGAGCCCAUGUGGUGCUGCUGGCCAACGGAAUAUUCACACAGAUCGGCUAUUCACUCAACCCGGACUACAGACGGGUGAUCGCAGAGGUCUACGACUCGACUCUGGAGGUUCAGGAUUUCGAGGGCAGUCCGGCGACAGCCCGUUACCACAUCAACUCCUGGGUGGCUGGCCACACGAAUAACCUCAUCGAGAACAUCAUCUCCGGCGAUAUCCCGAAAAGCACUAGGAUGAUCCUGGCCAACGCACUUUACUUCAAGGCCUUUUGGGAAACGGACUUUAUUGAGUCUGCCACCAGGCUCGAUAACUUCUAUCCGAACGGAGAGGGAUCUAGUCCAGUGGUGAAGGUACAGAUGAUGGCCACCGGAGGCACGUUUCCCUACCACGAGGAUCACGAGAUGGGCUGCAAGAUCAUUGGAUUGCCCUACAGGGGAAACCUAAGCACUCUGUACAUCAUCCAGCCACUCAAGUCAUCGGCGAGUGAAUUGUUGGCGCUGCAGAAGCGUUUGACCGCGGCUAAGACUGAGGAGAUGAUCAGCCGGAUGUACAGACGCUCCGCCGUGGUCGCAUUCCCAAAGAUGCAUCUGACUGAGACGGCGAAUCUGAAGACAAUCAUGCAGAAUAUGGGUCUGGGUGGCAUCUUCAGCCCCGUGCAGAAUGAUCUCUCUCUGAUCGGCACAAACGAGGUCCCGAGGACAAAUUCGCUUGGCGGAAACAGCCUGCAGAAUCUGGAGGCCCAGCGAAGAGCCGGAUUGGGAGGAGAGCGAUCCGAUUUGGUGGUGGACGACAUUGUCCACAAGGUUGACUUCAUUGUGAACGAGCAGGGAACGGAGGCGGCGGCGUCUACGGUGACGUACCUCAAAAAAUCCGGACCGGAUGUUGUCUUCCGAGGAGACACUCCUUUCAUGGUGCUAUUGCGCCACGAUCCCACCAAACUGGUGAUGUUUUACGGCCUCAUAAAUGAGCCCCCAGCAGCUGCUUAAUCCCAAGGAUCAUUAAAUAAUAAAGGUUUAGUACGUAAGUCCGUUGACUUUUUAGUUAGGAAGCCUAUAAAUCAUUUUAAAUGAUUCAAAAUAAUAAAUUAAAUGAUAAUAUAGUAAAACAA
This is a messenger RNA of Drosophila rhopaloa, 1884 nucleotides long. It is a transcript of the gene Spn28Dc, whose product is annotated as serine protease inhibitor 28Dc. The transcript is spliced from 2 exons. Gene Ontology annotation, molecular function: serine-type endopeptidase inhibitor activity. The record is from RefSeq and is a predicted model, not a curated record. The coding region runs from base 137 to 1762 and encodes 541 amino acids. Lineage: Eukaryota; Metazoa; Arthropoda; Insecta; Diptera; Drosophilidae.